Messenger RNA from Acanthamoeba castellanii str. Neff, 1152 nucleotides. RefSeq lists its product as uncharacterized. The transcript has a single exon. NCBI's taxonomy places the organism in Eukaryota, Discosea, Longamoebia, Acanthamoebidae. Bases 1 to 1152 code for a protein of 383 amino acids. The record is from RefSeq and is a predicted model, not a curated record.
AUGGCCGCCCUUCAGCUCGUACAGGAAAUCGAAGAUGAAAAGGCCAAGGCCAGCCGGCUCGAGUGGUGCCUGCGCGAGAUUCUGGCCGAGCGCGACGUUCUCCUGCGUCAGCACGAAGACGAGGCCCGCCGGAAGCGGCAGGAGGAGCUCCACAGCCUCAACCACCACCUCAACCUCAACCUCCACGCCUCGGUCUCCUCGCCCUGCGUCGUCGUCACGCCCAUCGCCCCCGCUCCCGUUCCAGCUCUCAACCCGCACGCCCGGCCGCGUUCGACGUCGGCCCCGCCGGCCAUGAUCACCACCCCGCCCGCACUCCUCCCCGUUGGCCCACCCAGCGCCGCCGCCCAGCCGCCGCCGCCGCCGCUGCUCCGCCCGCAGCCGCACUCGUUCCGUAUCGUGCGCCAGCACCAGCUCCAGCUUCAGCAGCAGCAACUGCAGCACAAGCAGCGACAGCAUCAACACCAACAGGGGUCGUGCGAGGCGGCGCGGCUGCUCGGCCUGUCGUCGUCGGAGGCGGAGGCGCCGACGGACACGAUGGUGGUGGACACGUCCGCAAAGUACCAGGGCCCGGUCAAGCGAGCGCGGCUCGGCACCUCCCUGCCCGCCGUCGCGUCGUCGUUGUCGUCGUCCAACCAGCCCAACCAGCUGCAGCUGCAGCCCCUCCGUCCGGCCACGGUGGUCCAUCACCAGCACCAGCACCACCAGUCUGCCGGCGUCACCGCUCGUCAGUCGGCCCCGAUGACGUCCGUUGACGCCAACCGUUUCCACCCGCUCCAACCGCACCAGGUUCAACACCAGCACCAGCACCAGCACCAGCACCACGGCCACGACCACCACCAGCAUCAGCACGUCUGUGGAGGCCCCAACUCGGCGGCCGGCUGCGAGUCGCCUGUCGGAUGCCUCCCUUUCGGCGGCACCCCGCCGCAGUGCGCCGCUGGCGUUGUCGCGGCUGCUGCUGCUGGUGGUUCGCUCUCGGCGUCGUCUUCGUCGUCGUCCUUCGAGUGGAACAACAGCUGCUCCUCGACGGCAGCCACGCCGAUGCCGACGCCGACCCUCGCCGGCGGAGACUGCGCUACCGAGUGGCCGCUCGCCGGCCUCAACGACGAGUUCGACUACGAUGCCCUGCUCGACAACCUCUCGUCGGGACUGUAA